Bolinopsis microptera is the source of this 2245-nucleotide messenger RNA. Its product is annotated as calpain-5-like. The record is from RefSeq and is a predicted model, not a curated record. Gene Ontology annotation, biological process: proteolysis. Gene Ontology annotation, molecular function: calcium-dependent cysteine-type endopeptidase activity. Gene Ontology annotation, cellular component: cytoplasm. Bases 15 to 1505 code for a protein of 496 amino acids. Lineage: Eukaryota; Metazoa; Ctenophora; Tentaculata; Lobata; Bolinopsidae. The transcript has 12 exons.
UCAAUAUUAUUAGGAUGGGUUUAAUAGACGCUCUAUCGGGCAAGCUGUCCGACUCUAGUUUGCCAAAAUACAAGGACCAAAACUAUGAUAAGAUUAAGAAGCAGUGUUUGAAAGCAGGUGAAGGCUGGACUGACCCUGAGUUCGGACCAAACGACACUUCGCUAUGGGAAGGGAACCCCAAAAAGGAAAUUGAGUGGAAAAGAGUCCAUGAGAUCAGCCCGGAAGCAAUGUUGUUCGUGGGAGGUCACUGUGAAGAUGACGUGAAACAGGGCGGUAUUGGGAACUGCUGGUUCGUGGCCUCUGUCGCAUGCUUCGCUCUUCACGACGAACUCGUCAAAGAGGUGAUACCCCACCAAGAGAAACAGGAACUGAACUCUGAGGACCACGCUGGAAUCCUGCUCUUUAGAUUCUACCGGUUUGGAGAGUGGGUAGAGGUGGUUGUGGACGACUACCUACCAACUAAGAACGGAAGACUCGCCUUCAUGCACAGUGCGGACCCUAACGAGUUCUGGUGUGCUUUCCUGGAGAAGGCUUAUGCUAAGUUGGCAGGAAGUUACGAAGCUCUAGAUUCAGGGUCCUCAGCUGAUGCUCUGUCCGAUCUUACUGGCGGAGUUAGUCAGUACGUAGACUUCAAAAAAGCUAAUAUCCAUGACGACGAGGAAGCUCGAGCUGAACUGUUCAAAGAUCUCCACAAAGCCCUGUCCCGAGAUUCUCUGGUCAAUGCUAGUAUGGUGAUACAGGCUGGAGAGGGGAGUGAAUCUAAGAGGGAUAAUGGUCUUAUUGUAGGACACGCUUACACUAUUAUUAGAUGUUACGAGUUAUCGUUAGGGUUCCUUGGUAUGGAUGGCAAACACAAACUGGUGAAGAUCAGGAACCCCUGGGGAGACACUGAAUGGAAGGGCAAAUGGAGCGACGAUGAUCCAAAAUGGGGUGAGAUAUCAGACUCGCAAAAGAAAGAGCUGGACUUCUCAAAUGAGGAUGAUGGAGAGUUCUGGAUGGAGUACAAUGAUGUGGUCGCUAACUUUGAUAAUGUGACCCUCUGUAGAAUAAUAAACACUGAUGUCAGUCUUUUAAGGAAGAAGUGGCACAUGAAGGAGAUACGAGGAGCGUGGGUAGCAGGAGAGACUGCAGGAGGGUGCGCCAACAACCCCCAAUCCUACUUCACCAACCCUCAAGUGCAGUUCGUGAUCCUGGAGGAGGACGAUGAGACUGUACAGAUUGUUCUGGAACAGAGGGAUCUGAGGAUUGAGGACAGGGAGAACCUCACUAUUGGAUACAGAAUCUUUAAGGUACCAGACGGGAACACAGGAAAACUUGCAUCUAAGAGAGGAAGUAGUACUGCAGGGAAAACAAAAUACACAAACACCCGACAGAUCUAUGGUAAGUUCAAGUUAGAAAUUGGAACGUACGUGGUGAUACCCUCAACCUUCGAACAGGAUGUGGAAGGAGACUUCCUUAUCAAGAUAUUCACUGAGGAUGAAGCUAACGUUGUGGAGCUGGAGUAAAGAAAAGAAACAUUGUGGAACGGAGGGAAUCAGUGAAACUCAAAGGACUGAUUUUGUAUUAUAUAGGCAGCAUACAUCUAAAUGAAAUCUACUAGUGUGAUGAACUGAUAGUUCUAAACCAAUUUUAUUAUUCAGAUGCUAUUAAAGAGAACCCGUUAUAUUAUGCGUUUUUAAUAAACAAAUUCUUAAUCUUGGAUAGAAAUUUUGGAAGUUGUAACAUUUGUUUUAGAUUUUAAAUAAUUUUGACUGAGUACAUAAUAUGUUAGAUGUCUUUUUAUUUCACGUUUUUAUCCUCUAUUAUUGCUUGUCAGCACAAUGGAGAGCAAUCAACUAUUUUAUAUAAACCUAACACUUAACCAAGCUCUGUGAUCAGGAAAUGAUCCUUGAAAUUAACUUCGAUCUUUUAUGUUUCAUAGAUUAUACAUAAAUCAUUUUCAGCAUCCAUUUGCAUCAAAGCGAGCAUGAAAUGUUUGAACUAAAUAGACCCGCCUUUCAAUAAAAUUCAUUUAAAAAAGAUUGUAAGAAUUGCGAAAAUGUUUCAAGCAAAAGGUUUAUUUAUGAAGACUUUCUAAUGUCCAGUUAAGGAGUAAAACUAUUUUCCAGCUGCUUGAUUUGAAGUUAUUAGAGUUUGUACUUGAAGCCAUGCUGGCACAGCAUGAAUUAUAUUGUAAAUGAGGUUUUGCAGAAUGUUCUAUGUACACAUUUUUAUUUCCAUCAUCUAAGCAAAAAUAGUUUUAAAU